ACGCGAUGUCUGGCAGACACCAAGGUGUUACGUGUGAUGUCUGCCAACAGAAGGAGUUUGGCCUGAGGCGAUAUAAAUGCCUCGUCUGUCGGAACUAUGACCUUUGUGGCGAUUGUUUCGACAACCGUCAAGCAACUGAAAAGCACUCCAGUUCUCAUCCAAUGCAGUGUCUCAUACCCAGAGCGGACCAUGACUUGUUUUUUCAUGGAGAGCCGUCGUCCGAAUACAUGGCAUACAGUUUCACCUGCCCCCUUUGCGGUCAGUUGGGGUUCACUGAGACAUCAUUUUCGCGUCAUGUCUUUCAAAAGCACCCAGGAGAGGAAACUGGUGGCCCUGAGGUUAUUUGUCCUCUGUGUGCUACGCAUUCGGAAGGGGGGGAUCACAAUCGUCAAACGCGACAUAUGGCUCGGCAUCUGAUGGCCACACAUCAUCUCACGGCUCCGAAGGAAGAUGAAAAUGGUAUUUUACUUGUCCCGUAUUUGCAAUCGUACCGCAAUGUUGGAACUACUGAUCCUCCUUCUUCACACAACUCCGUCGCUCCACAACACAGUCGCUGUGUUUAUUCUAUUCACCCACGAUAUUCAGCACAUCGACGACUACUGCCGCUUGUUAUCUCGCGGCCACCAAGAUCACAAGAAAGUGCCCGCAAUGUUUGUUGUCCCGUGACGAAUCGGAGCCGCCUCCCUGAUACACCUCUGAGUCAUAAUUUAUCCCCAUGUGAAACGAUGUGCGAUAUCUUGGGUACAACUGGCCGCCCCAACCGAUGUAUACAAAAUUCCUUCAGUAGUUCAUUGGUGUGUGGCGCUAUGACAACACAACAAAGUUCAGCUGUUGCCAUUUUAAGCAGCAGGAACAGUCAUAACCAGGAUAUCCAAGUGAAGACAGGUUCGCUAUCACCAACUUCUCCAGACAUGGGGUGCACAGUCCAUACACGCAUCAGUGCAGCUCGUACUGACACGUUGGGUGACUUAUCUUCUCCAGGGUGGAGUGCAGUCGCUCAGGGUUCUGUAGUAGAAUCUCGUAUCAAAUCUUCGUUGCCAAGCGCAGUUGCGACAAGUACAUCUGUUUCGCCGGGGGAAUCGGAAUUGAACACGACAAAUAUUCACUUCAGUCCAUCCAGCGCUGUUGCUGCUGUCCAGGAGCAAGGACCACUUUCUCGGCAAUCCGUUUCUGGUGACCCUUUCUCAUCGGUACAAGUCAGUGAAGAAGGGAUGCUCAAACACGCGAAGUUACCGGAACGUUACCAACCGGCCGUUGCGACCGCGAUCAAGAAGGAUGAGUUCGGUGGCCGGUGGGCGGUGUUUCUAAGCGAACUCGUAUGUGCCAGUCUGCACCUCGCUUUCGAUAGGGAACCUAUUUGUGGAUCCAGCUAACCUCGCUGACUUCGAUGAACUGUGGUCUUACCUCCCCAGAUACCCCUAGGUGUAUCCAAACCGACAGAUGAUUUAUCCUUUCCUCUGUUCAGUUUGUGCAAACUGAAGACCCUCAAUCCUUAACGCCAAGAGAGGAACUCAUAUUUCCAUGGGCCAACAAUUUGAUUUUUCCGCUUCUCUUUUGUAGUUAUCCGUGCAGUAUUUGGUGUGUAGUUGCCAUUUAUGGUUUCAGUCGUUCAUCAGCUCCUCGUCCUUGUCAUAUUCUGGAACAUACGAAUGUAUGUUUUGAUUGUUCUUCUGGUCUAUCUAUCCAGCCUUCGCAGACUUGUGAAUAAAUCAAGCUGUGAUACACAUUUUUCCUUGCUUUCCAUUGCUGCCUACAAAGGUAGGAAACCAUGGAUUUCAGCUGUUUUAUUCGAAACCCUGUAUUUGAAUUUUGGUGGGUUGUUUGAAAAUCCGUGCUUCCAAACUUCUGUGGUGUAUUGUCGUUGAAAUUCCUACCGGCAGCUGAAGAUGUGCAUCGGUUUAUUUGUUAGUACUCACGCUCUACCAGGUUGUUGCAUAUCUUGUGUCCCACUCUAUCCUUCAAUUCAUUCAUUUCAGGCUGUACUUCACCAUUUUUAUCAUCACGCACUUAAUUUUCAUACCCGCUCUGGUUUUGUGUGCUGAGAUUUAAUUGCGUUGAUUUGGCAGUGUUUGCUUAUCAAGAUUACUUUGAUACUGUUUGCCG
This is a messenger RNA of Opisthorchis viverrini, 2103 nucleotides long. RefSeq lists its product as hypothetical. The record is from RefSeq and is a predicted model, not a curated record. Gene Ontology annotation, cellular component: plasma membrane. Gene Ontology annotation, biological process: synaptic signaling. Gene Ontology annotation, molecular function: zinc ion binding. The coding region runs from base 6 to 1373 and encodes 455 amino acids. NCBI's taxonomy places the organism in Eukaryota, Metazoa, Platyhelminthes, Trematoda, Opisthorchiida, Opisthorchiidae. The transcript has 6 exons.